Molecule: messenger RNA, 5214 nt
Organism: Anguilla rostrata (American eel)
Lineage: Eukaryota; Metazoa; Chordata; Actinopteri; Anguilliformes; Anguillidae
Exons: 6
Coding region: 1315-3984 (889 amino acids)
Biological process (GO): regulation of transcription by RNA polymerase II
Molecular function (GO): RNA polymerase II cis-regulatory region sequence-specific DNA binding; DNA-binding transcription factor activity, RNA polymerase II-specific; protein binding
Source: RefSeq, a predicted model, not a curated record
UCGUGAAUGUCUGAAUGAUGUUAGGUUGUCAUGUGGCAACUAAAGAAGGUUACAUGCUGGUUACGAGUUAAAGAAUUGGAUCAGUGGAUCAUAUGACUACGCAAAAGGAGAGACAACUGAAUUGAAUGCGACGGUCGUGUCAGAUUUUAUGUAAUUGAAGCCAUGCCUUAAUUUACAAGAUUUUCCGUUGUUCCAGGAAGGCACCUCGCGGUUUACCUCGUUUGACUCGAUGCGCUGUAGCGAGCCUGUCAGCUAACUUCGCUAUCUUACACUAUGUAGCAAGUUCGCUAGCUAGCUAGCUGAAGAAGCCUCAAGUUAUUAGAGACGGACGGUGGCAGCAAGCACGUUGAUUUGCGUAUCCUUAGGUUCCAUGAUUUAGUCAUUCUUAUAUUCAGAACUCAUUAUAAAUAGGAUUAGUGACAGUAAUGCUUUUAUUUUUGCAAGUUAACAUAUUUUUGCACUACAGCAUAGUUUGUGUCUCCAGGGUAGAUAUUGCUUCAUAUAGCCUAUAAUAUAAUUUGCAUCACGGUUUUCUGUAUUACCUUAGAAACCACUUAUAAUUCGGUACGCUGAAACGCAUCAUAGGCUAUUGCUUGAAAUCUUGCUAGCUCCUAAAUUAACAUUUUACAGCGGCACGGAAAAAAUCCGUACAGUAUAAAAUCUAAAACAAAAAUUCGUUUGAUAUAACGUUAAAUUAUAAUUCUGUUACGGUUUCUAAGUAUAGGCUACUGUUACAAUAAAUAUAACGUUAUUGCCGAUAAUGUAGCCUAUCAGUUUGGAGCGAAAGCCUACAGAUGAUAGGUUUGGAUCAUGAUCAAAUGGCUAGUUUGCCUUCAAGAUUUAUCUGGCAAUAACACACUUUUUUAAAUUAUUAUCUUGCCACGAAUAUAUGGGAAAUAAUUGUUAUGCCUCUGUCAGCGAUAUAUAUAUCACGUUUGCAACUUCUCAAAUGCUGUUGCGGUAUUUUAAUUUACCGAGAUGAAGACGCAUAGCUAGUUUUGCCUACCAUUGGUGGGAUUUACGUAACAAACCAUCUACCACUGUUGGAAAGGUCGUAUCAGGUUCGAAAGCAAGAUAAAACUUUCAUAUUUAGACUGAAUCGGAAAAGUUUAUGGAGGACUUCAUCGGACAGCCGAGACUACGUGCGGGACAAGUCGGGAAUUUUUGAGCGUGGCAACGCUCGUUUAAGAGCAUCACUGAUUACUUACGGAUAGGCUGAAGUGAAAGGUUGUAACUACCGCAUUUACUGAUCAGAGGAGCAAGGUAGACGGAAACGUGCGAGGCAAAGCCCCCGUAAACAGGAAAGUCGGCGAAAUGGCCGGCGACUGCAUCUACAACGCACACUAUGCUAACGAUGACACUUUCGGUGACAAAAAUUUGUUGGGCAGAAAGCAGGAACUUGCCCAGGAUCUCCGCGUCCUCGAUGUCAUGCAGGGUAGCGCGUCCACGUCAGUGGUGGCUUCUUCGCCGUAUUUCGAGAUAAUCAACGGUGUGUUGUAUCGCAAAAAGUUGGAGAUGGGUAACACCAAUUAUAGAGAGGUGUUGGACAAGGACAGACGACUGAACGCGAUCGCCACGUAUCAUCUGAAGGGGAAGAGGCACCACACCUUGGAUGACACCUACAGAUUUGUUGCAGAAAAGUACUGGUGGGAAGGAAUGUACUUCCACAUCCGAGAAUAUGUUCUGGGAUGCCAGCAAUGCCAAGCGCAGAAGGAGAGGUUCAAGCAGGCCCGGCCCGAGCCCCGUGUCUCUAGGACGUUUGCGUCCCAUGGCAACAGUGUGCUCCAUAAGCUGAGGGGCCAGCAGGAGGUGGGGCUCUUCUGUGACAUCACUCUGAAGACUGGCAGCCGCUCCUUCCCUGCCCACCGUGCAGUGCUGGCAGCCGUCAGCGAGUACUUCCAGGAAAUCUUCACCGAGAUGGACUCUGCCCCUGGCCUACAGGCUGACAUUGACCUGACUGGUUUCAGUGAGGAGCUCUUCGUGCCGCUGUUGGAGUUCUCCUACAGCUCCACGCUGUCGGUGCGGGCGGAGUCGCUGGGGGAGGUCUCCGCCCUGGCUCGGCACUUCGGUAUGUGGGGUGCCGUGGAGGCCUGCAGCGCCCUCCAGAGAGAGCACAACGCUGGGCGUGGCAGAGCCAGAGCUGCUGCCACCUACCUGCGUCCACGUGCCACCUCCUUGGAGCUCACCAAUGGGCUGCAGGAACGCUGCUCUGGGGGAGCUGGUUCACACAAGAAGAGGAAAUGGGGGAGGAGUUUUGUGCAGGCAGAGGAGACUUCUCAGAAACGCCCCCUACCCCAAGACCAUGUCCUGACUGCAAGUGAUAAUCCCUCUGAGAGUUUGAGCCCAGGGGGGCCAUUCACCCGCUCUCGACUGGGGUUGAACGGAUUGAGCCCUGCCCACAUCCAUCAUGGCCCCGCCCAUCGGCUCAAGCUGAUGGACUUUAAAUCCCCGUCCAGCAAGCCCAAAGGGUCUCCCGCCUUCCGGGCUCAGUCCUCCUCGCCUGCAGUGGGAGCUCUCAGGCAGCCCGCUCGUGUCCUGCGCUCCAACACCGGCCCCCAGGAACUGCUUCCCCGAGGGGUGGGCGCUUUAAGUAACCCUGCCCCUUCCUCCAGUAAACAGAGGCUGAGCAUGGCAGAGGCUGGGCUGGGGCUGGGGCUGGGGCAGGGUCUGGGAUCAGGAGUGAGCGUGGUGAAGGAGGAGCAGGUGGAGGAGGAGGUGGCGAGCCCCAGCGUACAGGAGAAGUACAGGUUGCUGAGCGUACUGGGUCUGCAGAGGAAGUCCCUGCUACCGGACCCGGUGCAGCCUGCGGGCUGGCAGCGGAAACAACGCCUGCGCAAGCUAAAGGUCCUCAGCUAUGCUCUGACCGCUCCCCGUCCUUCACGCCCCGCCCCACCAACCCAUUUCCCUGGCGACAGCAGGAAUACCUCCGUCCUCCUGGCAAUAAAGGCGGAGCCCCCGGAGCCUGUUGCGGUGGAGGAGGCAGGGCUCAAGAGAAGAGAGGGGUGUGGCAGGAGCCUGACCAAUCGGGCGCUGCCCCCCCAGCGCAGGGAACUGAGGCGCUCAGUCAGGAUCAGGGAUGCCCCUCUGCAGGGCUUGCCCCGCCUUCGCACCAGGAAGGUAGAGCCCGCGUCCCGUGAACUGCGCAGGAAACCUGUCCGAGUGAAGAGGGAGCCAACUGUUUCCGUCAUUUCACCUCACGCCCUCACCACAUGUAGUACACCGGGCUGCCCCCGGGAGCACUCCCUCUCCCACAGAGCCAGAUGCCCGCUGGACCCAUUGUUGCUUGGAGUUGGCAGGAGAACUGCCAGCGGUGCCCGGUUAGUCAGUCAGACAGUGCGUGACUGCACUAGCCAGGCAAGGGUGGAUGGCUGCGCCCCCUGGUGGCAAGAGGCCAUAAAGGACGAGCCACUGGACCCAGUCCCUGUGACCACCCCUGUCGCCGGGACGACAGAGCUGGGCAAGCGUCGGAGCAAGCCCCCCAUGAAGUUGCUGGACCCCGGCUUCCUGUUUGAGUUCUGCCGGCCCCCGAGAUUGAAGAGGGAGGCAGAGAGCGUGGCCAUUUGCCUGACCCGUUCCGUCAAUCAGCUGCAGCCCAGGGGCGGGGCCUCUGGACCUCGGCGAAAGGAAAGAGGCAUGGCCUAUGUGGGCACCUCACACAGACCAAAUCUUGCCAGUUCAGGGACGGCGAAGGACAGAGGGAAUCUACCAAAGAAACGGUGCAAGCGGCUCCCGCGGCUGGAGUCUACUCGCAGGGCACGCUGGAAGGCCCGUGUUCCGGUGACAUCACACACCUGUGUCCAGUGCAGGGCCAAGUACCGGAACUGCGACUCCCUAAUAAUGCACCAAAUCCGCCACAUUGAGGGAAAGCACUGGCCCUGCCCACUGUGCAGCAAGACCUUCUUCAGGCAGAGAAACGUUCAGAGCCACAUCCGAACCCACGACCAAAAACUCUACAAAUGCCGUGUCUGCAUCUCUGCCGCCUGAGGUGUGCGUCGGUCACCUGACCCGAGUGCUGCGCGGAGAGCUGAGGGAGCCUCCCAAUAAACCCACGCGCUGUCAAUCAUUCAGUCAUAAGCACCAAUUACAACAGUCUCCUUAGCAAAAUGAGCCAUCCAUCCUCUUCCACCUCUCAGUUAGGCCCUUCUUUCAGUUUCAUGGGUUGUUUUUCUGUCGUACCUGGAGAUGGAAAGAAAGUGUGUUGUUUAUGUACAGAUCAUUGUGUGAAAUCACAAGUCAUUCAGAAUCAAUAUUUUAGCACAAAAUGUCUUGCCUGAUAAUAUUAGCAGCACCUGAUUUCAGGUUAAGUGCCUGUACUUGAAAAAACAGUUUUGUUUUGGCUGUAUUGAUAGGAUUUGCGGUGUAAUGAACUUGCGUCUAAUUUUGUUAUAUUUCAGUUUAAGUUUAACGGUUAGAAUGUGUGUCAGUUUGACUGAUUUGUAAAUACAGGGAUAAUUUUCAGUUAAUUUAAAUAACCUGUUAAUUUAAUUACGGUGAUUAUUGUUGUUCUGUCAUGAUUAUUAUUUAAAUUAACAAUGUCAAGAUGCUAUCCCCUACUGUUUUUGCAUUUGCAUAGCUGCAGAGGAUAAAUUUGAACCUUUUGUGUUGUCAUGGUGACAGGGAAAGGACCUGGAUGUUACAGUAAAUGUAAAUGAGAAACCUUGUAAUGCUGGUACCAAUGGUUUAUUAUUAUUAUUAUUAUUAUUAUUAAUAUUAAGAAAUUGUAUUUUUAAAUGAAUGCACUGAAAUAUUAGCAUUGUUUUUAACCGAAGAAAUCUUUGUUAAACCAGAUGAUGACUUGGUCUUAUACUGACCUGGGAAUACUUGAAGGAUGGAGGGAAGAAGAAAUUAUGAAUACAUAUUCUUAUUAAGCCUUUAUGUAUGAGCAUAAUUGUGUGACCUUGCAUGGUUAACUGCAGUGUAUAUAACGGUUAACAUUGCUGCCUAUUUAAAUGGGAAAACUGUACGGUGGAAGUGCGACUUUAAAUGUGUAAUUGACAUAAUGAUAAAUAUAGCAGUUUUCUUGGUCUUAUAGUGGGAGUCUGAAAUUAGCCUUUUUGUAUUUAAAAAUGUCUGACAUUUAUCAAUAUGAAGAGUAUUUGUGCAAAAACUUUUAAAGAAUUUGCUUUUCAAUUCUAGAAUUGUUGGGGGGGAAAACAUCAAUUUUAGAUCUACUGAAACUCCAAAUAGUUUUAAUAAAUUCAUUUUUCACUGCUA